Raphanus sativus (radish) is the source of this 1876-nucleotide messenger RNA. RefSeq lists its product as uncharacterized. The transcript has a single exon. NCBI's taxonomy places the organism in Eukaryota, Viridiplantae, Streptophyta, Magnoliopsida, Brassicales, Brassicaceae. The record is from RefSeq and is a predicted model, not a curated record. Bases 1312 to 1656 code for a protein of 114 amino acids.
UUUUUGUCAAAAUUUGAACUGACCUAAACUCAAACUGAUCAAAUUUAUUAAUUUAUUGAAUAUUAAUUUAUAGAUGUUGUAGUAUGCUAUUUUUAUUCUACAGCAAAAUAGAGACUUCAGUUUAGGCCCAUAAAUUACUUAUAGCCCCAUUUUAUUAAUUAUUUCUCACAAGUUUACUUUACAGUUUACACGUAUGACAUCAGGCUAUUUAAUUAUUAGACCAUGUCCUGAAAGUCAUACCUAAAAUCUUGCGCUUGUCUCCCCACAUUUAACUAAUUUCCGGUGUGGUCUAUGGGAUCGAUAUACAUUUUUAUGUUUGUAAUUGAGUUAUUAAUAGUGAAAACUUGCAAGAACAAAAUAUUAAAUCGACUAGAAACACUAUAUCAGGGAGAUGGGCAUCAUAAAUUUCAAUUUUGUACAUAGUAAAACACUUAAAAUUCAACUUUGGUUUUUUACAACAAUUUAGUUUUCUUUUAAUGUUCGGUGCUUGCAUGUAAGACACUUUCAGAGGAUAUAUUAGUGUUCACAUUUGGUCCAAGCAUGUGAUCGGAUUUUCACACUGCCCCAAAAGUCAUCAAAAAAGUCUAUGGGUUUGAAUUAUAAAUUCUUGCUCUUUAAACACUUUUGGGUUAAAAUUAAAAAAAAAAGAUUUAAACCUAUAUUACAAGCUGCGUCUCAAAAGUCUUUGCAUAGUGUCCGUGACACUGUCGGGCAACAGGUUCCGAACGGUUGAUAUUGACGUUAACCUAACGGUUGUCCUUUUGUGACGGUUGUCUUUUUAGUGAGAAUUAUUUAAUUAAAAACAGUCAAGUAUCAUAUUUAUUUUUGAUUAAUUUUUUUUUUUUGAUUAAUGUUUUAAAGUAUCAUAUUUAUUUAUCAUUCUAUGGCCCAAUUGAUUGAUCAACAUGUCGAUACGUUAAAUACAGUGUUUAUUUAAAUUUUAUAUAUCUCAAAUUAAAACAAACAAACAAACAAAAAGAUUUUAUAAUUGAAAGAAACAAAUAUGUAGGCUCCAUAUGAUAUUAAAAACUGAGUUUUAAAUGUACAAGUUCUUCAUUAUAUAUUUUGAGUUUUAAAUUCUCAAAUAUGUCAUUGUCGCUAAUAGUAAUAAUGGAGGGUCGUUGGGAAAAUUUAAAGGCUUUUAAAGACAAAUCAGUAAGAAGAUUUGAUUGUAUUAAAUUAUUUGACCCUCUAUAUAUAUAACAGGUGUUUUCACACUCAUGGCAAUCACCUAUUGUCAAAGAAAAAGAGAAACAAGUACGUUUGUUUAUUUCCUUGAGAUUUGUCAUUUUUUUUCUUGAUUUGGUAAUAAUGGGGAACUGCAUGGAGAGGUGGAUGCGAGGAGAAGGAGAAGAAGGAAAAAUAGUGGUAAGAGAAAAGGCAAAAAUAUCAUUCAAACUUGAUGGGGAUGAUGAUGAAGAUGGACGUCAAGGUGGAACGAAGGUGAAGAUAGUACUUACAAGACAUGAACUGGAUAUGUUUUUGCUCCAAAUGAAUAGGAAUCAUGAUGGAAACUUGAUGAUGACAAAGGAUGUUAUGGUAGAGCUAGAGAAGAGGAUCAUAAAACCAUCAUCAUCGUUAUCAUCAUCGAUGGCAUGGGAACCGUCUUUAGAGAGCAUCAUGGAGUGCCCUGAAGUCCAAGAGAUGGAUAGAUGAGGAUGCUAAAGAUAAAAUAUAUGAUGAGUUUAUGAUGAUCAUCGGAAUCUAUAUUGCAUUUUGUUUAAUCACGGUGACUAGAGAUUAUAAAAUUAACAUUUUUGUAUCAGUUUAUGUUGUUAGAUAGACUAGACUCGAGGUCGAUAUCGUACCAUAUAUACUAAGAAAUAAGAUCUUUAAUCUAUCAAGAAACAUACCAUUAAUGUGAUUGCUUUUAUUA